Messenger RNA from Emiliania huxleyi CCMP1516, 985 nucleotides. RefSeq lists its product as hypothetical. The transcript has a single exon. NCBI's taxonomy places the organism in Eukaryota, Haptophyta, Isochrysidales, Noelaerhabdaceae. Bases 81 to 818 code for a protein of 245 amino acids. The record is from RefSeq and is a predicted model, not a curated record. Gene Ontology annotation, molecular function: peptidyl-prolyl cis-trans isomerase activity.
UGAGGGACAGUCAGCCGUGCCUCCGCCGUCGCCCCCGAGUGCUGUUGUCGCCCCUCUGCCCUUCGCCGCAGCACUAGCCGAUGCGCCUAGACGCGUCGCCGGCGUUGACGCGGCGUGGCGCGCUGGCCGCACUGUCGCUGCUGCCGGCGCUGCUGCCGUCGCAGCCCGCCUCUGCCCUCUUCGGCGGAGCGGGCAACUCCCCCACCGUGGAGGUCCUGGAGCAGCCGGAGCUCUGCCAGGGGCGCGCGCAGGCCCAGGACUUUGUGGCGGUGCGCUACACCGGCCGCUUCGCCGACGGGCGCGCCUUCGACACUCGGUACGCCGCUCGGCCGCUCGUGUACCAGCUCGGCUCCUUCUACCUACCUGGCGUGGACGCGGCGCUCGCGGGGAGAUGCGUCGGCACGAAGCUGCGGCUACAGUGGGCGUCGAGCCCGCGCCCGCGGCUCGAGGACGACGCGCAGCAGCUGCCCGCGGGCUCGCGUCUUCAGCUGGAGCUCGAGCUCGUCACAAUCAAGUACUCGCUCUUCGGCGAGACGAUGCGCGACCCGGCGAACAGCUACUUCUUCGCGCCGGGGCCGGUGACCCUCUCCUCCGCGUACGACCCGCGCGGCCACGCCUCCGGCCUGCCGCCCCAGGUCAAGCGAGACAACCCCUUCGCGCUCGGCCCGACGGAGGACUCGCUCAUCUCCAACUCGAAGGGCGUGCUCAAGCCGUUCGUCGGGGAAGGGGUCGGACUGCCCGAGGCGCCGCCGGAGGCGGCGGAGGCGGAGGGCGCGGGGGCGCCCCUUCGCGGGUCGCGCACCGGCAAGGACGGCUGAGCGCCAAGUGCUCGCAGCGGCGCCGGCGCCCGGCGGCGGGGUUGGGCGGGGUUCACGGGCGGGCGCGCCGCGGUUCUCGUCGCUUCUCCACUUCUCGGCAAAGGGAAUGAUGUCGGCCUCCCUUAGAGAUGGAGAGUUUUCAUCGUUCCUCCUUGCGCUACGCUACC